UAAUCUUCGUGACAGACGUCGGAGCAGAGACAAUUUUUGUUGCGGAAAUGCGGGAUGAACUAGUGUUUACUCCCAUCCUAUCUGCCCCGCGACCACGUGGCAUUACAUAUGAUCCUGUGUCAAAGAAGAUCUAUUGGAGUGAGGGUCAUCAGAGACGGAUUAUUCGAGCAGAUAUGAAUGGUUCAAACAUUGAGGCUAUCACUCUUCCUGAAGAAAUUUCUCCAGCCGGAAUGGAUGGAAUCGCCAUUGCAAACAAGUCGAGAACUCUCUACAUCGCCUACCGACGGAUAAAUAAAAUAUCAUCAAUGUCGAUCGCAGAGGACAGUCCACUACCAUGGGAUGUAACUGAUUUUUUAACUGAGGGACUUAUCGGGCCGAGAGAAUUGGCUGUGGAUGAAGAACAAGGAUACCUGUACUGGUCCAUGGACUAUACUAUAGCACGAACAUUUCUCAAUGGAUCUGGAAAUACUGAAGUGAUAUAUAAGAGUGAAGAUCUAAAGAAUUUGACUGGGCUAACCAUAGACCUUACAAGAAAGGUACGGCGAGUCUUCUUCUGCGAAUUUAACCAGAAGAAAACUUUGUACAAGGACGUUAUCACAUCUCCCAACGCAUCAGAUGUGUCCGAAGCCUACGAGUUGUCUGAAUACCUUUAUGAUCCGAGUAACAUAGCCCUCAAAGCAAGACACGUUACCUUCUACAAUGAUGCACUCUACUGCUUGCAACUGGCCGUUCCGCAGGGUAUUGGUAUCAUGACCGAUUACGAUCAAACUAAUCGAUCCUAUAAUUUUCAAGAAAUUAGUCAGUUUGUGACACCGUACCGAAUGCACAUUGCUUACAUAAUUGAUUGAUGUUUUUGUCGAUUAUACUCAUAUGAAGAGAAAGAAAAAAAAAAUCUUUUGAGAAAUUUGACUGCAUAAGGUACAAUGUCCUAUAUUAAUCUACGUUUGGAACUCUUCACCCAGGUCUAGUAAAUCACCGGUAGGAAGACAAUCUUUGAAAGCCUGAUCGCCUUAUCAUUGUUGCUCAGCAAAAGCUCGGGUAAUGAUAUGAUUGCAGGACCCUCAGGGAGAACAUUAUUAAUACUGAU
Strongylocentrotus purpuratus (purple sea urchin) is the source of this 1087-nucleotide messenger RNA. Its product is annotated as low-density lipoprotein receptor-related protein 5-like. The record is from RefSeq and is a predicted model, not a curated record. Lineage: Eukaryota; Metazoa; Echinodermata; Echinoidea; Camarodonta; Strongylocentrotidae. The transcript has 4 exons. Bases 48 to 848 code for a protein of 266 amino acids.